CUCUAGCUAGCUGCAUCAUAUAUAUAUAUAUAUAUAAUAUACAUACAUAUAUAUAUACGCUAUUAAUUAUAUCAAUUUUAUGAUGAUAGGGGUAGGAGAGAUAUACAAGGUGGUGGUGGCCGUGGCUCCACUUUACACAGCCCUUGGCCUCGGCUAUGGCUCUGUCAGGUGGUGGCAUAUCUUCACACCAGAACAAUGCGAGGCUAUAAACCUUCUCGUCUCUUACUUCACCCUUCCCUUCUUCGUCUUUGAGUUCACCAUCCACGCAGAUCCUUUCUCGAUGAAUUACCAAUUUAUCUUGGCCGAUGUCAUCUCUAAGGUAGUAAUAGUCUCCAUUCUCUUUGCAUGGGCUAAAUGUAGCAGUAAAGGGAGCUAUGGCUGGUCCAUUACCACCUUCUCUUUGUCCACUCUCACAAACUCACUUGUUGUGGGGGUGCCCAUGCUCAAUGCCAUGUAUGGGCCCUCUGCUCAGGACCUUGUGGUGCAGUCCUCUAUAUUUCAGGGCAUUGUUUGGCUUGUUCUCCUUCUCUUUGUCUUGGAAUUUAGGAAGGUGAAGAUCGGUAUACCAACAAAACCCGGCGUUGUUUCUAAUCAGUACUCUCAUGUGGUUUCAAUAGAUAUAUCACCAUCAUCAAAGGAUACUGCUGCUGCUGCUGCUGCUGCUGCUGCUGCUACUACUACUACUACCAAUAAUAAUGAUCAAAACACAAACAGUGUUGCUGAUCAUGAGCUUCUUAUAGCAAAGCCUUCUUUUUGUUCUCUUAUGAGGAUUGUUUGGUUUAAGCUGGCCUUAAACCCUAAUUCUUAUGCAAGUAUCAUUGGCAUCACUUGGGCUUUUAUUUCUAAUAGGUGGCACUUUGAGAUGCCAAGCAUUAUGGAAGGUUCAAUCUUGGUCAUGUCUAAAGCUGGGACUGGCAUGGCAAUGUUUAGCAUGGGUUUGUUCAUGGCGUUGCAAGAGAAGUUGGUCGCUUCUGGACCGAGCUUGAUGGCGUUUGGCAUGGUUAUGAAGUUCAUUGCUGGGCCAGCGGCCAUGGCCAUUGGAGCCAUAGCCGUCGGUCUGCGUGGAGACGUACUACGGAUUGCCAUUAUACAGGCUGCAUUGCCACAGUCCAUAACCUCGUUCAUUUUCGCAAGGGACUACGGAUUGCACGCUGAUGUGCUAAGCACAGCGGUUAUCUUUGGAAUGCUGGUUUCAUUACCAGUGUUGGUUGCAUACUAUUUCUUAUUUGGCCUCAUGAGCUAAUCAUUCACUAGUCUAAUGCUCCAGGAAAGGAAUUUGUUCUUUCUGAAAGCUAUUGGGAACUCACUCUGUAGUCCAUACAAAUGAUGCCACAGAAGUACUUGUUUCUACAUUAAUCCAACUUUGAUAUAGAAUGCAUCAGGCAAGCUAAUUUAAGCUCUCGGAACUUUGCCCAGCUAAGUGGAAAUUGGCAUGCAUAUAUAGGACAGAUAUGAAUAUAUAUAUUUGUACAAGAUUUCUUAACUAUGUACAUCCUCUUCCUAAUUCAUGUUUCCGUUUGUAUUACUAUAAACCAUAUACAGUACGUACACUCUCUGUGGUAAAAGAUCAGCUUUAAUUAUCUUUUGAAA
Messenger RNA from Dioscorea cayenensis subsp. rotundata (Guinea yam), 1590 nucleotides. Its product is annotated as auxin efflux carrier component 5. Gene Ontology annotation, cellular component: plasma membrane; endoplasmic reticulum. Gene Ontology annotation, molecular function: auxin efflux transmembrane transporter activity. The record is from RefSeq and is a predicted model, not a curated record. The transcript has 5 exons. Gene Ontology annotation, biological process: auxin polar transport; auxin export across the plasma membrane. Bases 80 to 1243 code for a protein of 387 amino acids. NCBI's taxonomy places the organism in Eukaryota, Viridiplantae, Streptophyta, Magnoliopsida, Dioscoreales, Dioscoreaceae.